Erigeron canadensis is the source of this 1238-nucleotide messenger RNA. Its product is annotated as protein IRX15-LIKE. Gene Ontology annotation, biological process: xylan biosynthetic process. The transcript has a single exon. Lineage: Eukaryota; Viridiplantae; Streptophyta; Magnoliopsida; Asterales; Asteraceae. The record is from RefSeq and is a predicted model, not a curated record. Bases 53 to 994 code for a protein of 313 amino acids.
ACCUUUCAUUAGAUCCAUCAAAUUCACAAACAAAGUCAUAAAAACACUAAUCAUGAAGAACCCCAUCAACAAUGCCAACACAAAGCUCAUCCUCCUUCAUCCCUACAUCCAAAAACAAGCCAACCCGAACCGCCUUUGGCUUAUUGCGCUAGUCUCCGUGUUCACCCUAGCAUCCCUUCUUACUCUCGUCUAUACCCGUGAAUCGUUCCAUACAACAACUACUACUACUUCCACUGCCACACGUAUAAUCACGGACAUUAACCAAAACCAACAAACACUCCCCAAAUCCGUCAUGAAAGCUCUUGUCCAUUAUGCGGCUAACACUAACCGCACUGAUCAUAUGUCACAAACUGAUAUCAAACAAAUCAUGGAUGUCCUCAAACAAUGCACUUCUCCUUGUAACUUUCUCGUAUUUGGACUAACAGCUGAAACUCUUCUUUGGAACGCUUUAAACCAUUAUGGACGAACGGUUUUCAUUGAUGAAAACCGUUACUAUGCUGCCUACAUUGAAGAAAAGUAUCCAGAAAUUGAAGCAUAUGAUGUCCAAUAUACUACCAAGAUCAAAGAACUUAAAGAGCUUAUUACAUCUGUUAAAGAACAAACUCGCAAUGAGUGCAGGCCAGUACAAAAUCUAUUGUUUUCAGAUUGCAAGAUUGGAUUAAAUGAUCUUCCUAACCAUAUAUAUGAACUAGACUGGGAUGUGAUUCUUGUGGAUGGUCCACGUGGGUAUUGGCCUGACGGUCCAGGGAGCUUAUCGGCCAUAUUCACAGCCGGCGUGCUUGCCCGUAGCAAAAAAGGUGGAAAUCCUAAGACACAUGUGUUUGUGCACGAUUAUAAUAGGAAGGUUGAAAGGAUGUCUAGUGAAGAAUUUUUGUGUAAAGAGAAUUUGGUCAAGUCUUCUAAGGAUUUGUUGGGUCAUUUUGUGGUGGAAAGAGUGGUGGAUGAGAGUGGUAAAAACCAGUUUUGCCGCAACCCUCCAACAAUGUCAUCCUAGGCCGGCCAACCAGUCGUUGCGAGUGUGUAUGGCAGUUACAACAAAAGUUUACUUGAUAUAGGUGUCAAGGUUGAUUAAUUGUUUGUUAAAGUUGUUUGAAAAGGCUUAUAAUUCACUGAACUUGAACCAAUGGUUCAUAUGACAAGGGCUACAUAAAAUGUGGUGAGACCCUUUGUAACUAUGCCGCAACUUAAUCAAGAACUUUUUGAUGUAGUAUGAAGACUUUCUAAAAGGCUUUCUGCAA